This is a messenger RNA of Hyaloscypha bicolor E, 933 nucleotides long. Its product is annotated as DUF803-domain-containing protein. Gene Ontology annotation, molecular function: magnesium ion transmembrane transporter activity. The coding region runs from base 93 to 782 and encodes 229 amino acids. The transcript has 4 exons. The record is from RefSeq and is a predicted model, not a curated record. Gene Ontology annotation, biological process: magnesium ion transport. Gene Ontology annotation, cellular component: membrane. Lineage: Eukaryota; Fungi; Ascomycota; Leotiomycetes; Helotiales; Hyaloscyphaceae.
UGGAAUGCUUACACGUAAGCAAGCAUACAGGAUGGUGAAGCAUUAGGGUCGACAGUGGCUGAUACUAUGAAUCAGUUAUUUCUGGGGAGCUCAUGAACAGCAUAGCUUAUGCUUUCGCUCCGGCUGUGCUGGUCACUCCCCUUGGGGCUCUGAGUGUUCUGAUAUGGACUGUGAUGGGUGCAUAUUUCUUGCAUGAAGAAGUUCGGACUUUGGGAAGGCUUGGCUGCGCAACAUGCCUCUUGGGCUCCAUUAUGCUCGUAUUGCAUGCUCCCCCAGACGAGGACAUCCAGACGAUUGAUGAGAUCCUCAACUUGGCUAUCCAGCCAUUGUUCCUACUUUACUGCUCUCUCGUCACUGGCUUUUCCACGUACAUGAUCUAUGUGGUUGCUCCAAAGUCGGGCAGGACGAACCCACUUGUCUAUAUCUCGAUCUGUUCCUCAGUUGGGUCUAUAUCAGUCAUGGCGGUAAAAGCCUUUUCGAUUGCUGCCAAGCUCACAGUUGGAGGAGAGAAUCAAUUCUCGCGUCCUUCCACUUACGCCUUCUUGAUCACUCUUGUUGUGUCUACCUUGACGCAAAUGAAUUAUCUCAAUAAGACAGUGGAUGAGUUUCCAGCAUCACUUAUCAAUGCUAUGUACUAUGUUGUGUUCACAACCUGUACUCUCUCCGCAUCUUUCAUUCUCUACGGCGGCUUCAACACAACAGAAGUCAUCACCACGCUCUCUCGUCUGCGGGUUCCUUCUCAACUUCGGCAUAGCAUUGCUGACACUAUCGAAAACGGAUGAUCAGGCAGGCGACUAUACUCUCGGAGAUAGCAAUAUUGGAAUUACCAACGCCCCUGCGAGCCCGAUCGAAAUGCAGAGUUCAGGAUACGUUCUUGUCUCUACCACGAGGAUACUCGAGACCAGUCGAGAAAGUGAGGAUGGCUACAGGAAC